UUAAGACACAUUCCACGCACCUCUACGCCAAGGGUGUGAAAUAUCAAAGUGAUUGUUUCGCCCCAAGCUUUCCAGCAUAUGAAAAAGGGUAGAUUCAAUCUUAGGAAAACCAUUUGUUUCACUUAAAAUUUGACUGGUUACGUAUUUAAAUAGCUAGGUGAAGUAAUAGCAUUUUAUGUAAGAAAAAUGAAAUUUUUCAUUGAUAAUUUUCAAAUAUGCCUGCUGGCACGGUAAUGUUCGAAAACAUUUAAACUAUUUUUUUAUUAAUGUAGUAUAAUAACGUAUAUUUUAUACACCCAAAGGACACUUUUCAUAAAAAUAGGUUUUGAUAUGUUUUAAGCACUUUUUGCAAUAGCCGCAAUUUAAUGGUGUCCCGUUACGAAAAUAGUAUAUUUGUUGUAAUAGCGAAUUUAUCACUAGCUUUAGAAAAAUGAUUUUCAGGAUUCUCUUAGUACUCGUGGAGACCUUUCUUCCAACAUAUUGGGUUACCUUGAUCGACGCGUUAUCUUAGGCGUUACUAUGGGUGCGUAGAUUUGGUGUCCCGUUACGAAAAUUUUAAAGACAUUCAUAAGUGGAUAAAUAAGUGUGGUUUGAUCAAAUAUUUAACCAAAAAUCUGUAACCGUGAUGAAAUGAUAUUAUAGGGUGUAUAUAUUUUCAUUAUCCUUCUUGGUGUAACGCCCCUACUGAAACAAAGUCCACUUCUCAGCUCUCCACGGAAACUACGUAAACAAAGGGCAGGUAUUCUGGUGGAUCAGUGGAAAAGUGAUGUUUUAUUAAGUUUUGUGAUGAUAGCAUACUCUUUAAAAGCUAUAAACUUUUUAACGUGUCCUAUGAAUUACCACCAUGAUGUAUAAAAUGGUUUAUAGAAUCACAAAGCGUUCAAAACUUGAAGAUCCCGAAGUGAUGGUUGGCAUUCCUUCUUUACCCCAUUCAUCACCGAAUAAUUUACUUUUAUGACGACAAACAUAUUUUGAAGCUUAUGUUCUUAUUAAAAAAAGUGUAAAAUGCAUCACGAAAAUAGCGUAGCAUUACUUUUUGUGAUAACAUAAUUUAGUAACCGUUGAUUGAAAGUCUAGCGACCUCCCUCUUGUCGUUUUGGUUGACAACUUUUUUUUUCUUCUCGAAAUCCGUUUGUUUGUAUCGUUACUGGUUGUCCUUAGCUAAAUAUCAACGGAAAGCCCCCAUAAUCUCAUCCCCUCCAAAAAAAACUUUGUUCUCUCUAACCUCGACCAAACGACAAGUUCAACAGUUCCCCAAAACUAACAUAGAAUAAAAGAAAAAUCCCCUUUAAAAUGUAAAAUUUAUUUCAACGAAAAUUGGUUCCUUCAUUCCCAAGGCGCAUGAGCUUUCCAAUAAAGGAUUAAAGCAACAUGCGACAUAUGCUUGAAAAGACUGUGUUGGAAGAAUGUACUAUAGAUAUCAUUGGCCAUAUCAGUUGAUACAUACUUAAGUCAAUUUUUUCUAUCCCAUUCUUUCGAAAUGAAGAUUGAUACGUCGCUCGGCAUGUUUUGGUUACAAACCAGAAAUGUUUCCGAUGACACCCCCGUGGAACCUGUGCUAAAUGUUCCGAGGUGGCUGUAGAGGCACCGAUGACGUCGGACCGUGCCUAACGGUCACCGACACAUGCGCGCGAGACUGGCCUCACCUAUAUUAGAUAUCAUUGAGCAAUGGCAAUGAAAUCACGUGUGGGUAUGAUAGAAAAUUGUAAACAGAACCGUAACAAUAGCAAGCUAUAGCGUUGGAGUUAAAGAGAAGAUUAUUGAAAAUAAGUGAUUAAAUCUUGUUUGAAGCUUAAAAUAAAAUCGGGCAAAUUGAAGAAGGGGAUAAUUUGUACCAGGUAAUAUGGAUUGCAAUUAACUUAAAUUGAAUACUAACUGCUAAAUGUUGUAGGCCAAAAAUAGAUUGCAGUGGACCCUAGCAGACACUGAACUUUAGUUGCGAGGGAAACUAUCCAUGUAAGAUAAAAUAAUUUACUUUAUUAUGCUGAACUACAAAAAAUAUACAUAUUUUAGUUUUGAGCUGUUGUGAACCGCACCCUGCUACAAAAAUAGUUUUCAACUGAUCCGAAUAUCCUCAAAAAUGGAUAAACAAUUGCCAGGGGACGGAUCUAACCUCACCGAUGACAAGACGGCGUACAACUGUGCGAUAUGUAGUCGUCCGGAUCACGACGAGGAUCAUAUGGUGUUCUGCGAGGGUUGCAAGGUAUGGCUACAUUUCAGCUGUGCCGGUGUAGGAUCAGAGGUCGAGUACGACGAAAACUGGCGAUGCUCUUCGUGCCGUGAAUUUGACCCGACUAAGUCGAGUGACGAGGAAAGCGAUGCUGAAGGUGCUAUCUCAGUGGAUGAUACGAUUGAUGGAGCUAGAAAAAGCAGUGCCCCAAACCCCCAAACUGUCUCGGAAGACGAAGAGGUUGCCGCGGCAAUAAAGAGGAUGAAGAUGGAGAAGGAGCGUAUGAAGAGACGGAUGGAGCAGAAGCUGGCGCUGGCUAAGGCCCAAAUGGAACUCGAGAACGAGAAGCUUGAGAUGGAGUGGGCCUUGGAGAAGCAAAUCAUGGAGAUGAAGAUUGCAUCGAAGGCGGCUUUCCAGAAGAAGAGGGAGAUGGAAAAGAAGAAGUUGCAGAAUCAGCUUCAGGAAUUGUGUAACGGCGAAGUGCGGAUGGAAUCUGAGAUCCGGAAGCUGGAGAAGCAAAAGGAAGAAGCGAAACGAUCGGUAGCGGAUAAGAAGGGAACGAGAACUAAACCGGAAGAAAUACCGACAAGGCCGGUGAGUUCCACUCCGAUAGUGCAUCCAGAAGCAAGUACGUCCACAGCUGGGGCGAAGAAGAAGAUCGUCGAUCGACAGGACUUGGUAGUACCAGUUGAGAAGAAGAAGUUCUGUGGAAAUGCGAAAAAAGAAGAAAAUGUGUCCAAAGAAGAAAGUGAGAGUUGUGAAGAGAGCUCACAAGCGGAUUCGCUGAGCGCGAAUCAGAGCGGAUCGUCUAGCGAAACAACGACCGACGAAGAGGAAGAACAGAAGGACAAGAAGAAGCGACAUCGGAAGGAAAAAAUGGUCCCAACGAAAGCACAAAUAUCAGCGAGGCAGUUUCUAUCGCGAAAGCUGCCAAUAUUCACCGGCCGGCCAGACGAAUGGCCUAUAUUUAUUAGCAGCUUUAAUACGACGACCAGAGCUUGCGGGUUUUCAAACCUUGAAAACCUGGCACGAUUGCAGGAGAGCUUGAAAGGCCCUGCGAGAGAGGCGGUGUGCAGUAGGAUGUUGUUGCCAGAAGCGGUCCCUCAAAUCAUUGACACGCUGCGGAUGUUAUACGGGCGGCCGGAACAACUGCUCAACACACUACUAGCGAAGGUACGGAAAGCGGAACCUCCGAAGGCAGACCGGUUAGAAUCGUUCAUCAGCUUUGGGAUGGUGGUUCAACAGUUGUGUGAUCACCUCGAAGCGACGCAACUGAAUGAUCACCUAGUGAACCCACUGUUGAUACAAGAACUGGUCGAGAAGCUACCACCGUCGACGAAAAUGGAUUGGGUCCGAGUGAAGCGGCAGCACACCAAGAUCACCCUGCGUACGCUGUCUGAUUUCCUGUCGGAUCUGGUGUCUACGGCAAGUGAGGCGACUGGGAUAGUUGAUGUACCGCAGAAUCCAGUAAAUCGUCCCGGGAAGUCCAAAGGAGGGAAGCAAAGAGAGUACGAGAGUCAUACCAACACGCACAUCGAUGAUUCUUCGAAGAGACCAGAACAGCCAAGAACGCCCUGUCCGGUGUGUCGUCGCACUGAUCAUAGACUGAGGAACUGUGAUGAGUUUCGUAAGAUGAACGUUCAUCAACGUCUGCAAGUCGUGGAUCGAUUCGAGCUGUGCCCGUCCUGCUUGAAUGCUCACGGGAAAAGCCGAUGCAAGGCGAAUAUCCGGUGCAAAUUUGAGAGGUGCCAAGGCCAACACAACACAAUGCUGCAUCGUACGGUGUCGGAAAUGCGUUCGGAUUGCAACGCCCACAGUGCGACUGUGCAGUUGCCAAUCAUCUUUAGAAUGAUUCCGGUAACGCUGAGCUUCGGGAAAAGAUCAGUCACUACUAUGGCAUUUCUCGACGAAGGUAGCUCUUACUCGUUGAUUGAACAUUCCGUUGCAAAUCAAUUGAAAGCGGUUGGAAAGCCGCAACCGCUACGAGUAACUUGGACAGCAGGAAUGAGUAGACUGGAACGAGAUUCGGUGCUGCUGAAUCUGGACAUUUCCGCCGUCGGAUCACAGGAAACGUUUCCGAUGAACAAUGUCCACACCGUCGAACAACUCAAGUUGCCCAAGCAGUCGUUAAACUACCGUGAACUAGCCGAACGAUAUGGCCAUCUUCGACAUCUUCCGUUGAUUGAAUACCCGAGUGAUUCACCGAAGAUCUUGAUAGGUUUGAAGCACCUAGAUCUGUUCGCUCCUAUUGAAUCGCGUGUUGGACAAAGCGGAGAGCCGAUUGCAAUCAGGUCUAAGCUUGGAUGGACGGUGUACGGUCCACAAGAAGGAGGUAGUCUGCGUACAGCAUACGUUGGCCAUCAUUCAUGCACUGGUAUAUCGAACCAGGGAUUGCAUGAUCUUCUAAAGUCGCACUACGUAUUAGAAGAGGCUGGAGUUUCGGUAGAAGUGCUUCCGGAGUCAGCGGAAAAUCGACGAGCCCGUGAAAUACUAGAGAGAACAACAAAGAGAGUAGGAGACAGAUUCAUCACGGGAUUGUUAUGGAAAGAGGAAGAUCCGUCGCUACCGGAUAGCUACCCGAUGGCGGCACGCCGCAUGAGGACUUUGGAGAAACGCUUGUCCCAAAUGCCAGUACUAAAGCAAAACGUCCAGAAUCAGCUGAUCGAGUACCAAACAAAAGGAUACUGCCACGAAGCAACGGUCGACGAGUUGAGGAAUACUAGCCAGAAGAAGAUCUGGUACUUGCCUCUAAAUGUUGUCAUCAACCCGAAGAAGCCGAACAAAGUUCGUCUGGUUUGGGACGCCGCGGCUGCUGUAGGAGGCGUCUCGCUGAAUUCGAAGCUCUUGAAAGGUCCAGACUUCCUAACAUCGUUGCCAUCGGUGGUGUGUAAGUUCCGGGAACAUCGUAUCGGAUUCGGUGGAGAUAUCCGAGAGAUGUUCCACCAGUUGCAAAUCCGCCAGGAAGACAAGCAAGCUCUACGGUUCAUGUAUGGCGGAAAAAUCUACGUGAUGGACUGCGCGAUUUUUGGAGCGACCUGUUCACCAAGCCAGGCAUUGUACGUGAAGGACCGAAAUGCCAGUGAAUUUGUGAAUCGUUACCCGGCUGCAGUCGAUGCGAUCGUAAAAAGACAUUAUGUGGACGAUUACUUCGACAGUACAGAAACCGUCGAAGAAGCGGUGCAAAAGGCCAGCGAAGUUCGAUUCAUCCAUUCGAAGGGAGGCUUCGAAAUCCGGAAUUGGGUUUCGAACUCCACCGAAGUCCUUCAACAGCUAGGUGAGUCGAAAACGAACCAAAUUGUCCACUUCAAUACUGACAAAUCCACCGGGAAUGAGCGGGUUCUGGGCAUCGUCUGGGACUCUCAGGCUGAUGUAUUCACAUUUGCGAUGAAGCUGCCGGAAAAUCUUCAGCCGUAUUUGUCGAGCAAUCAACGGCCAACCAAGCGAAUUGUCCUCAGCAUAGUAAUGAGUUUUUUCGACCCUCUGGGACUGCUGACGCUUUUCACUAUACAAGGGAAAAUCAUAAUCCAGGACUUGUGGCGUACGGGGUGCGAUUGGGAUGAGGCAAUAGACGACGGCUGUUUCGCUAAGUGGCAAAAAUGGACUGCACUGUUGUCAGAUGUUGAGAAGAUAAGAAUUCCUCGUCACUAUUUCAGUGGAGGCAUAACGCUGGACUACGAUUCGUUGGAGCUACACGUCUUUGUAGAUGCCAGUGAAGGAGCGUAUGGCUGUGUAGCAUAUUUCCGUAUGCUGGUGGAUGGACUUCCUCGGUGUUCUCUGGUACAAGCUAGGUCGAAGGUGGCACCGCUUAGACAGUAUUCAACACCUCGGUUGGAGCUGAUGGCAGCGGUAUUGGGUGCAAAGAUGGCAGAAACAAUACGAGAGAACCAUAGUCUUCGAGUGAAACGUGUGCAAUUUUGGACCGAUUCGAGUACAGUGUAUUCCUGGAUCGUGUCAGAUCACCGCCGAUACAAGGUGUUCGUAGCAUACAGAAUCGGCGAAAUCCUGAGCAAGACAAGUCCAUCGGAUUGGCGAUGGGUGCGCACAAAACUAAACAUAGCAGAUGACCUGACGAAGUGGAAGGAUGGAACGAAAAUCGAAUCCGAUGGGCAAUGGUUCACCGGGCCUAAAUACCUGUACGAGAGUGAAGAUAAGUGGCCUAGACCAGAGCCCCCCCGACCAAACGUUGGUGAAGAGCUUCGAGCAAGCUGUCUAUUCCACAACACGGAGAGCGCAGAAGCGUUGAUCGAUUGCACUAGAAUCUCCAAGUGGAAUGUAUUAGUCCGAACGAUGGCUUGUGUCCUACGGUUCAUCUCCAACAUCCGCCGGAAACAGCAAGGAUUGUCGAUCGAGCUGCUACCAGUGGACUUAGCAGUUCGGAAGGUGCGAAGGUCGGCCGUGGUCGAGCGGUCGUUUUCACGAGAAGAAUACCAACAUGCGGAGCGCCAUCUGUGGAGAAUGGCACAAGAGGAAUCAUAUCCUGACGAGGUGAAGAUUCUACGAAGAUGCAGAGAAGGAAAGCAGGGCAAGAUUGAGAGGUCUAGCAUGCUGUUGAAGUUGUCUCCGGUAUUAGAUGAAGAUAACGUGCUGCGGAUGGACGGUAGGGUGCAAGAAGGUGAAUUUGUUCCAUUUGAGCUGCAGUUUCCAGUGAUUUUGCCGAGAAAGCACCCUAUAACGACCAAAUUGAUCGAAUAUUACCACCAGAUGUUUGGGCAUGCCAAUAGGGAGACGGUAGUCAAUCAGCUAAGACAGCGUUUCUAUAUCCCUGCCGUUCGCAGAGAGGUAGAAAGAAUUGCUCGAGAAUGUGUUUGGUGCAGGGUGCACAAGUGUAAGCCAGUGGUUCCUCGCAUGGCGCCACUCCCAGUGCAAAGAACAACGCCGUUUAUGCGCCCAUUCAGCUACACCGGAGUGGACUUUUUUGGUCCGAUCAAUGUCGUCGUUGGGCGGCAUAAGGAAAAGCGUUGGUGCGCGUUGUUUACGUGCUUCGGAACAAGAGCCAUACAUCUGGAAAUAGUUCACAGCUUAUCCACACCAGCGUGUCUGAUGGCUAUACGAAGAUUUGUCUGUCGGCGAGGAGUUCCAGUAGAGUUCUUUUCCGACAAUGGAACUAAUUUCGUCGGAGCAAGCAAGAUAGUGGUAAAGAAGAUAGAAGCCGAUUGUUCGGAGGCGUUGACGAGCUCGCGGACGCGGUGGAACUUUAAUCCUCCCUCGGCACCGCACUUCGGCGGCGUAUGGGAACGGCUAGUUCGGUCGGUAAAGAAGGCUAUGGAGGUUUUGGACGAUGGACGUAAGCUGACUGACGAAGUAUUGUUAACUACAUUGGCUGAGGCAGAGGAUUUAGUUAAUUCUCGACCACUAACGUACGUCCCUCAAGAGCCAGGUAACAGCGGAUCCAUUACGCCAAAUAAUUUCCUGAAAGGGCUUCCAAUAGGAGAGACUGAAUGCGGAAUACCACCAACCAGUGAAGCUGAGGCCUUACGAGACAGCCACAAAAGAGCACAGAUGCUUGCAGAUCGGUUAUGGAAGCGAUGGCUGGUCGAAUAUCUACCGCAUAUCAACCGACGUACAAAGUGGCACGAAGAACAACCGACGUUGGAAGUUGGCGAGAUUGUGUAUGUUGCCGAUGAUGACAACAGGAAGUGCUGGGUACGAGCAAUCGUUGAAGAAGUGAAACCAGGAACCGACGGAAGGAUCAGACAAGCACUAGUCCGAACGACCAAGGGAACCUACAGACGCCCUGUGGCAAAGCUUGCGAUGCCUGAGAUACGAUGGCGUAAAUCUGGCUACGGUGGAGAACCUACUCCAGUGUUACGGGGAGGGGCUGUAGAGGCACCGAUGACGUCGGACCGUGCCUAACGGUCACCGACACAUGCGCGCGAGACUGGCCUCACCUAUAUUAGAUAUCAUUGAGCAAUGGCAAUGAAAUCACGUGUGGGUAUGAUAGAAAAUUGUAAACAGAACCGUAACAAUAGCAAGCUAUAGCGUUGGAGUUAAAGAGAAGAUUAUUGAAAAUAAGUGAUUAAAUCUUGUUUGAAGCUUAAAAUAAAAUCGGGCAAAUUGAAGAAGGGGAUAAUUUGUACCAGGUAAUAUGGAUUGCAAUUAACUUAAAUUGAAUACUAACUGCUAAAUGUUGUAGGCCAAAAAUAGAUUGCAGUGGACCCUAGCAGACACUGAACUUUAGUUGCGAGGGAAACUAUCCAUGUAAGAUAAAAUAAUUUACUUUAUUAUGCUGAACUACAAAAAAUAUACAUAUUUUAGUUUUGAGCUGUUGUGAACCGCACCCUGCUACAAAAAUAGUUUUCAACUGAUCCGAAUAGUGGCCAUUUAGUUGAUACAUACUUAAGUCUAUCCACAGACAAACAGACGUAACACCUAGAACAAUUUUCGUGAAAAUCAUCGCCCAGUUCACACUAAAAUCACCUGGUGGAAAUGUUUCACGAAACACUGCGUUGUGCAAUAUCGUCAACAGAAGGCGCUAGUGUUGAACGUCAAAAGCAAAUAAAAACAAUGUGCCCGCCUUUGGUUGUGAAAGCGACAACUAUGAAGAUAUAAAAUGAUCGUUAAAAGCAUGGUCGAUAGAAAUUUCGCCAGUGUUACGUCUGUUUGUCUGUGGUCUAUCGUUUCUGACUCAGUUAUUUGAAAUCAUGAAGAUUGAUAUGUCGCACGGCAUGUUUAGGUUGAAAGCCAGAAGUGUCCCCAAUGAGGCCCCGCGGAACCUGUUACGGGAUUCCGGAUGGGCCAACUGAUUCAAAUCUUGUUAUAGCAGUUGUGUUUCACUAUUCGCAACAAAAAUUUCGUUGAAAAUCGAUGGUUCAAACACAACAACAUACGAAAUAAUCACUUUGAGCCAUUUUGACAACUCCCUGACCCUAGCACAAUCCGGAAUAUCUCCGGAAUGGUUCCGGAUAUUGCAUGGCCACUUGUGUAUAAUGAACUAGCUCCAAUUUAUGAUUAAUUGAGGGCGACUUCAAAAAAAUCGGAUGAAAAUUGGCGAAAUGCCAGCAUUUUGAAAAUGAGUUGUAGAGGGUCGGAUACGUGAAGGUUAAAUAAAACUCUAAGCAGGUUCCCCAGGGCCCAUUCCGAUGGCCACCAUAGGGCCAGAGUGGGUUUGAAGGACUAUUGGUGUCCUGCCGGACAGCUACUAUCUGUCUGAAAAAUAUUGCCGAAGACACCAAUAUUCUAUCUAGCAAAGCGUUCAAUCUUCAACUAGAUGACUUUAGCCGUAACGGGACACCAUUUGCAAAACACUGUUUUCACGCGAGCGUAACGCUGCGCUCCCAAAACUAAAUCAAGAAUAUUUCCAAAUCUAUACAUUUCUCAGUAAAACUCACUUCGGCAAUCUUGUUCACAUCAAUCCAAAGAAGAAAUGUCUAGAAGACUCUAUUAUUCAAAACUUCAUAACAGAGCUAAUAUACGCAUUUCAGAAUGAAAAUUUUAAAAAGAAGAUUUCUGCGAUGGUGUCCCGUUACGAAAUGUAACAUGUUAUAUAAAGUAAAUUGGAACCAAAACCCCAUAGAACAAGUAUUGCAUCAGAAAGUACAUCUAAUAAGCUUGUUAUAAAACCUGUUAAACCAUAUGAUCAUGAACAUUAUAAUUGAUUGCAGACAUCAUUUGUUCACGAAAGUUAGU
This is a messenger RNA of Aedes albopictus (Asian tiger mosquito), 9796 nucleotides long. RefSeq lists its product as uncharacterized. The transcript has a single exon. Gene Ontology annotation, biological process: DNA integration. The coding region runs from base 2081 to 8023 and encodes 1980 amino acids. Gene Ontology annotation, molecular function: nucleic acid binding. NCBI's taxonomy places the organism in Eukaryota, Metazoa, Arthropoda, Insecta, Diptera, Culicidae. The record is from RefSeq and is a predicted model, not a curated record.